Paramuricea clavata is the source of this 7852-nucleotide messenger RNA. The record is from the annotation of a GenBank genome assembly. NCBI's taxonomy places the organism in Eukaryota, Metazoa, Cnidaria, Anthozoa, Malacalcyonacea, Plexauridae.
AUGGACGAUGAUGACAAACAAUAUCUGUUGGACGCAGUUCAUAGCGUGAUUAAUAUCCUUGAUAGAUUUAUGCAGUCAGGAGAUACUUCGAUCGAUUUCCAAAGACUUUUAUUAAAACUAGACUAUCUCCAACGGUUGCUCGUGAAUUUGGAUGUCGAUGAUUCAGUUGUUGAACGUGUACAACAAGCAUCAAAUAUUUUGUUUAAUCUUGACCAAGCAAACAACGGGAACACAGAAUGUAGCGAAACAGUGCCAGUAGUAAACUGUGGAAGGAGAGGCCGACCAAGUUUCGAUAUCAAGGAAGACCAAUUAUCAUUUCUUGUAGAAAAGGGAUUUAAAGUAGCCGAUAUAAGCAAGGUGAUCGGAGUUAGCCAACGGACAAUUGAACGAAGGAUGGCAAUGUUUGGACUUUCUAUUGCAGGUACUCAUUGCUGUAGUAUCAUUUAUUUGCUUAAAAGUUUGACAUUUGACAAUAAAAACUCUUGUCUUGAGCAUUGUUUUAAUAUUUUCAUAAAAAACCUCUGGAGCUGCCCACCCUCACAAUUGCAAUCCCAUGCACACAAAGGUAUUAAUCUGUAAACCCCGUGCUAUAUAUUUUGAAGAUAUUUUAAAUUAAAGUGCUUAUGGAACGAAAUUUUUACCUCAUUUUUUAUUGUUUUUCUAAAAAGUAUUGCUGGAAUGAUGAAGAAUGACCUUUACAGUCUCUUCAUAUCUCAUCUUUUUCUCAAGUUGUCGCAGUUUCUAUAUUUAUAUGUCACAAGUAUGACCCGAGAUAAUGGCAAUAUUACAAAAAAGUCUUAUAUCUUAGUGGGUAUUUAAUAAUAUUUAAUGAAACUUCGAGGGAGUGGUCAUUACUUAUGGGAGGGGGGGGGGGGAAAUUGGAGGGGGUUGGGGCAAACAAAGUAAUACCCUUAUAAAUAGGGGGUCAAAAAAGUUUUAACACAGAGAAAGGGGGGGAGGAUCAAAAAAAUGUUUGAACUUAAAUACCAUGUCUAAAAAGACGACUCUGAAAACGCCAUUUCCAACGAUCUAGAGACUCAGAAUUUUCAAAAUUUCCCUGCUCGGCACCAACCAUGGUAACACCUUGUGGGAGUCAGGCCCACUAAGUUUAACAAGCUUUCAACCCCCUGAGUAACCCAGUUGUGGUAUUUACAUAAACAUACCACACUUAACUGCAUAGAUGCAUUUUCAUAUUUUUUACUGGGGUGGUGCCAGAAAUUUCAGGGAGGUGAGCCGUGAGCAGGUGACUGAAGCAACACAAAGUGUCACCAAACCCCAGUAAGGUCUAUAUUCUAGGGGUGGAGCACUAGAGCCACAAGGGGGAGUCUAGAGAGCAGAAAACAAAGUAUCCCUGGAAAAAAUCAUGAUUUCUAGCUUUGAAAAAACGUUUUUUGAAGUUGUCAUAUCCAUGGAUUUGGCCUGUCCGAUUGUCUGUUGAGACUUGAGAGAGUUAAAGUUAAAUGAACCUGUAAAAGUGUAAACCCAAUAGACCAAUUACACAAUAUGCUUUCACUUUAAAAAGUCAUUGACAUUGUGUCAUUUGAAUCCGAGUACAAUUUAUGAUGCAACUCCGAUGUAAAUAAUAUUUGGGGCAUAAGAUUAAAUCUAGGCAAGACUAUUUCCUAAAAGAAUUAAAAACUAAAAAUAAUGUUUGUAAAAAUUCCAAAUGUUCCUUGCAAGCAAGCUAUUUGCAUGACAAGGCACUGCAAACUCUAUUAAGGGGAGAUAAUAGAGUUUCAAAAAUUUACAAUUGCUCCAAUAAUAUUGCUUUCUAUUUGAGUGUACUUGUACGUUUAUUUUGUAUCAUCAACACUCUGCACGUUGGAGUGGAUUAUUUAAUUAUUUUUUUAUUAUUCCAAAUAUUGGGGGGGGGGAGGUUUGAAAUUUUUUUGGAGAGGUGGACAUUUUGUUGGGGGGGGGGGUGGUGUUAUAGCUAAUAUUAGGGGCAACACACUAGUCCCCAGUCUCUUCUCUUUCUUUCACAAAUUUCCUCCUGUAUACCUCAUGCAGAGGAUGUUUGCAUGUUAUACUGUAAUGGUUUAAACUGAUCCCAAUACCUACACCUAUUAUAUUAAUAAGCGAAAAUGUCAGGAAUUGCUAUUUAUUUCGCUGGAAAUGGAUCAUAUAGAAAUUGGAAGAGAAGGGACUGGGGACGAGUGUGUUUCCACAACAACCAUAUAAACAAGCCAAAUUAUUUGACUUAGUUGCACCCACUAAGUGUGUAUGCCAAGUUUCAUUGAAUUUAUUAAAUAGUCGCAAAGAUAUCAGACUUUCUUGUUAUUGCCACUAUCUCAAGUCAUACUUGUGACAUCACAACUCAAAAUUUAGAAAGUGUGAUAACUUGGGAAUGAGAUGAGAUACAAAUAAACUGUAAACAUCAUUCUUCAUCAUUUGAGCAGUCCCUUUCCAUAAAAUAAUAAAAAAUGAGGCAAAAAUUUUGUUUUAUAAUCACUUUAUUUUAACUGAAUUUAUUUACUGGUUGAGUCAGUUUUCUUCGAUGUACAUUACUGCAGGAUACACCGUAGAACAUGCGAAUAAAUAAUUAUAUUAAACUUAUUGACAAAACUAUAAAAAUCAUGAUCGAAGUUUUUGAGAUUGAUGAAACUUUGUUUGAAAAACUCUUCAACUAGUAAAUAAGUCUGUUAUAAACCUCAAACUUAGGAUAUAGGUCAUAUAUUUGACUUAUAUUCCUUGUUCUUAGUUUAUAACCUAUACAUACAAAUGAUAACUAUAUGUAUAGAAUGGCUUUGUUUUCAUAUCUAAAGGUACAUUUAGUGAUAUUAGUGAUGAUCAGUUAGAUGAACUUGUUCGCCAAACAUCAAGUGAUCAUCCCAAUUUUGGUAUACGGAUGAUGAAAGGAUACCUGCAAAGCAAGGGAUGGCGUGUGCAACGUGACCGGAUAAGAUGUUCACUGCUGAGAACAGAUCCAAUUGGUCUAAUGCAACGUUGGCAAAAAGCUAUAAAACGGCGUUCAUACAACGUGAAAUAUCCUCGCUCCCUGUGGCACAUUGAUGGGAACCACAAACUUAUUAGGUAUGAUUUUGGUUGCCUAAAAUUGGGGCAAGGUCAUGCCACCCUAAAAUUUGCCAAUUAAUUAACUGCAGCAAAAUAAAAAUUGUAUACCACUGAUACCUUAUUGGACAUUUUUAAUCCCCACUCUGUAAUUUACCGCUUGGUUUGGCUUUGGGUUGUAUAAAUAUACAUGAUUUACAAGGGAAAAUUGUAAACUAAAUGUUUGUUUUAUGCCCUAUUUACUUAAUAUUAAUGACCUUUCACCCCCGUUAAAUAAGUUUGUCGAACUUCUAUUUUAACAACAGUCCCUAACAUUCUAUUAAAAGAGGUUUCCUUCUUGUUUUAGUUGGAGAAUUGUGGUACAUGGAGGGAUAGAUGGCUAUUCCAGAAUGCCUAUAUUCUUGAAAGCAUCCGACAACAACAGGGCAGAAACUGUUCUGCAAUUGUUUCUUGAAAGUGUUGCAGAAUUCGGACUUCCGUCAAGGGUACGUUCAGAUAAAGGUGGGGAAAACGUAGAUGUUGCUGCUUACAUGCUGUUGAUUAUCAUAAGCAGGUUUUAAUGGCGUCGUUGCAUAUUUCAGCUCUGCUCACUUUGUUCAUUGUGACAUUUAGUUUGUACCUCGUAUACUCAGAAAGAUUGACUUACUUUAAUGAUGGAAUUGCUUGUGAUCAUAGAUGUAUUGGGGCCCUUGGCGAUGCCAGGUUGUGGCUAAAGUGUUCAAACUUUGUAAAAUCUUGUCAACACAGACGAGGGUUCUUCAGACGAAAAAUUGGUUAUUACAGCAAUCAUACAGCCGGGUAUCACUUGGAGAAAAUUGAUUUAGUCGGUAUACAUCCUAACCCUGGACCAUUACAAUCUACUGAAUCUAGUGGUAACCGUCAUAAUAUCAGAUGUUUAUAUCUAAAUGCUCGAAGUGUGAUUAACAAGACAAACGAACUUCAAACAUUUGCUAUAGAUUCCGACUUAAUAUGUAUUACGGAAACUUGGCUCAAACCCAAAAAUUUGGAUUGUGAAAUUUUAUCGGUGAAUGAUUUUGCGAUAUAUCGACAGGAUAGACUUGGUACAGUCGGUGGGGGUGUUCUAUGUGCAGUGCGGGACUCCCUACCAAGUUGUCGAAGAAAAGAUCUCGAAACUGGUGUUGAAAUGCUUGCUUGUGAACUUAGACCUAAGAACAGGAAGAAAAUUUUAGCUGCCGUUUAUUACAGACCACCAAAUUCUGAUCUCACUUAUUUGAAAGAAAUUAAAAAGUCGCUGCAGCUCAUUUCGAAAGCCAAGUUUGAUCAAAUACUUAUAUGUGGUGACUUCAAUUUACCUGAUAUGGACUGGUCUACGGGUUUGCCAACAACUGGCGAAGCAAUCCAUAAUUAUUUCUCGAAGACGGUUCGCGACUAUUUUUUGUGGCAAUUGGUCGAUUUCCCAACGAGGAAUGAUAACAUUCUUGACCUAGUGCUUACCAACAUUCCAGAAAAAAUACUGAAUCUCGAAGGUUUUGAUGAUAUACUUGAAACUGACCACAAAAUAUUAAAAUUUGAUUUCAAUUUAAAAAUUCAUCCAAAAACAAAGUCAAAGCGUACUGUGUUCAAUUUUAAGAAUGCAAAUUGGAUAGCCCUUAAAGAACUGCUGAUGCAUACCCCCUGGGACAUGGCCUUUGUUAAGAAUGACAUAAACAAUUCACUUAGUAUCUGGUGUGAUCUAUUUUUUGCUGCUGUCAAUGAACACAUACCUAAAUGUACAAAACGGUGCGUGACUAAUCCGCCGUGGAUUGACACUGAAUUAUUAAAGCUUAUUCGAAAGAAAACACAUCAAAGAAGGAUAGCCAGCCGUACUAAAUUACCUAUUGAAAUUGAAAAAUUCAAAAUCCUAACGCGUAAAACAAAACAAAUGAUCGCCAAAAAACGCAAGGAUCACGCUUAUAAAAUUCGGGAUUCUCUUGUGGAAAACCCAAAAAGGUUUUGGGCGCUCAUUAAAUCAUCUACAAUAACAAAACCUAUACCAAAAUUUCUUAGAGAUGGUCAACUGUUUGUAACAGACAAUAAAGCUAAAGCAGAAUUAUUAAACAAAUACUUCCACUCUGUAUUCGCUACACCUGACCAACAUCAGCCACUGCAAUCUCAAUUAUCAGACGUUGUUACACAAAGGACCGUUAGAUACGCUGAUCGUCUGUCGAACAUUGAAUUGACGGAAAGCGAAGUCGCCAAUGUGCUUAAGAGCUUGGAUCCUAAUAAGGCUUGUGGCCCGGGUGGAAUACCGAACAGACUUCUUCAGAACGUGUCGACCGAAAUUGCACCAUCCCUAUGCAAGCUAUUUAACUUGUCGCUAUCCCAGGGGGUUGUUCCUUCAGAAUGGAAGUUAGCAAAUCUUUCGCCGAUUUUAAAAACCGACGACCCAACAGUCUCCUCCAAUUAUAGACCCAUCUCGCUCCUAAAUACAAUUUCCAAGGUACUCGAACGCUGUGUAUUUAAUCAUUGUAGUAAGCAUCUGGAGCCUCAGAUAUACCAUUUACAGCAUGGUUUCAUGAAGGGUCGAUCAACAGUAACACAACUUGUUGAGGUCUAUGAUGAUAUUGUAAACUCUGUCGCAAGUGGAAAGGAGGUAGAUGUGUUGUAUCUUGAUCUAGCCAAAGCAUUUGACAAAGUGCCUCAUAAUUUGUUACUCUUGAAACUUCAGUUGCAUGGUAUCACAGGUCCACUAUUGUUAUGGAUGAAGAGUUAUCUUUCUGAACGAAAACAGAGGGUUGUCCUGGAGGGUGCUUCUUCUGAUUGGCUACCAGUAACAUCAGGCGUGCCACAGGGCUCCAUUCUAGGACCUUUGUUGUUUUUGGUUUAUGUGAAUGAUCUACCAAGUUGCAUUAUUAAUAACUCGAAUAUUGCACUUUUCGCUGAUGACUCGAAAUUGUAUCGGGCGAUGGACAUAAAUUAUGACCAUAACUUACUUCAAGCCGAUUUAGACUGUCUACAUACAUGGAGCCUCAGUUCGGGAUUAGACUUCAAUUCGCGGAAAUGCAAAGUAUUACAUAUUUCAAAGAAAAGGUUAACUCGGGAAAUGAAUAGAAAUUACAGUCUUGGUGACCAACCGAAUGAGUGUGUGCCUUCAUUUGUCGACCUCGGGAUUACUAUAUGUCACAAUUUAUCCUGGGCAGAUCAUAUUGAGAAAAUUGUUGUUAAAGCUAACAGGACCCUUGGGCUAAUGAAAAGGAUUUUCCGUGAUUUGCAAGAUAUACAAACUAGAAAAAUAAUAUACUGUGCUCUUGUACGACCCAAGCUGGAAUAUGGUAGUAGUCUUUGGUCGCCUUACAUCAAGAAAUACGCGAAAUUAAUUGAAAAUGUCCAGAGAAGAGCUACCAAGUUUAUUCUAAACUAUCCUGAAGAUAUGAAGUAUACUGAUAGAUUGAUAAAACUAAACUUAUUGCCUUUAGAACACCGUAGACAAAUUUCAGACUUAACAUUUUUCUUUAAAUCGAGAAAUGGCUUGGUAACCACCGACAUUAAUAAAUUUUUGACAGUGUUUGAGCCCGGGUAUCGAACACGUAAUUAUGACAUAAAUAACUAUAAUCUAAUUAUAAAGCAUAAGCAAGAUUAUUACAGGAAAUCUUACUUCAUAAGAACAGCCGAACUCUGGAACACUUUGCCAUCUCAGGUGAAACAGUGCGAAUCCAUUCGAACAUUCAAGACUGCCAUUUAUAACUUUUAUUCAUCUAAGUGUUUGGACUAUUGUCCUCCUUAGUAUAGUAUUACCUACUCGCUUAUUUAUUUAUUUGAUUUUAUAAUUUAUUGUUGUUCCUCCGAUAUUUUUGGAGUUUUAUGUAAAGGGGUUUUGUUGCAAUUGGGACGCAAGUCCUGUCCAAACUCCUGUCAUAUACUUAUAAUUAUGAUAUUAUAUGUAAUAUAUGGCAAAUUCAUUAAACUAAACUAAACAACAACGUGGGCCUGGACGAGGAAGCAUGAUUACAGGUUUGUGUUAAUUUUAUUCAGUCAGUAUAGUUGCCCUUUAUAGAUUAAAUCAUCUGGCGCUAUACAGGGUAAUGUGACGAAGUAUAGGGUGCAUUAUGACACAAUGCUACUUGCAAAGUUACACAAGUCUAAUUUAUUUUACUUUUCGUAGAGUAUGUAGUGAAACUUGUGACUUGGUACAUAUAGUAUGUUACCUAACUUAUCUGUACAAUACAUGCUACCAAACAAGCAAUCAAUGUUCUAGGUAAAAGCACUCAUAAUCAGCGGAUUGAGAGACUUUGGCGAGAUGUGUUUGAUGGUUGUCUCAGUUUGUUUUAUGACCUGUUCACUUCAAUGGAAGAACAAGGAUUUUUGAACAGAGAUGACGAAACACACAUAUGGUGUUUACAUUAUAUUUUCCUGCCCAUUAUUAAUCAGCAUAUAAAGAACUGGAGAGAUGCAUGGAUCCAUCAUCCAAUUCGAACAGAGAAAAACAGAACCCCAUUUCAGCUCUGGGUGACUGGAUUGCAGCUGGCAAGAAGAGUUCAAGCACAUAAUAUUGUUGAACCAAUAGAGGUACUGUACACACCAACUGAUACUUGUUACAGUAGUAGAAAUACCAAUGAUGAUACAAGAUAAUACUAAUUUUCAAGAUAAUCAUAAAAUUUAUUAAUUUUUUGAAAACAGUUAUUUUUAUCAUGAAAAUUUAAUUUGAUUUUAGGAGCAUUAUGAAUAUUAUGGCGUUGACUGGCAUGGACCAAUACCUGACCAAGCUCCGGAAUUGGUGGAAGUGCCAAGUACCAUGUGCCCAUUUAAUGAUGAGCAGCUUCGUAUAUUACCAGAGAAUGUGGGUCUAACAUAUUUGGAAGGAGUUGAGACAUUUCGCACUAUUCUUCAGUUAGCACAUUGA